CUCUGCAAAGUGUAGCUCUUUUUAAUGUCAUAAAAACAUGCUAAUGACACCAACGAGAGAGAUGAGUUCUCAGGCAAAACAACAAACGCAUAACCCAUGUCCUCCUCAUGCGGUGUGCAUACCAUACCCAGCACAAGGCCACAUCAACCCAAUGCUGAAACUAGCAAAGCUCCUCCACCACAAGGGCUUCCACAUCACCUUCAUCAACACUGAAUUCAACCACUGCCGCCUCCUCAAAUCCCAGGGCCCCCACUCCAUCUCCGGCACCCCCUCCUUCCGCUUCGAAACCAUCCCCGACGGCCUCCCUCCCUCCGAGUUCGACGCCACUCAGGACAUCCCGGCACUCUGCCACUCCAUUUUGCACAACUUUUUAAAUCCCUUCAGAGUCCUACUCGCCAAACUCAACCCUCCGGUGACUUGCAUAGUUUCAGAUGUUGGAAUGGGGUUCACUGUGAAAGUGGCUGAAGAACUGGGCAUACCUGAUGUUUUUAUCAACACUGCAAGUGCUAGUGGCUUCAUGGGCUAUAUGCAAUAUCCCAAACUCAUGGAAAAUGGUCUUACUCCACUCAAAGAUACAAGUUAUUUAACCAAUGGUUAUCUAGACACUGUGAUAGACUGGAUACCAGGCAUGUAUGGCAUACGAUUGAAAGAUCUCCCAAGUUUCGUUAGAACCACCCAACCAAACGACAUCAUGAUCGAUUUCAUUUUGGACGUAGCUCACAAUGCUCGCAAAGCUUCAGCCAUCAUUUUCAACACCUUCGACGCCUUGGAGCAUGAUGUUUUGGAAGGACUAUCUACAAUGCUCCCACCCAUAUACACUCUUAGUCCUCUUCAGUCACUCCUUAACCAAAUCCCACAAAAUCACUUAAACACCAUUGGAUCAAGCCUCUGGAAAGAACAACAUGACUGUCUUUCAUGGCUUGAUUCAAAAGAACCCAACUCUGUCGUUUACGUAAACUUUGGCAGCGUAACUGUGAUGACAUCGCAACUGUUGAUUGAAUUCGCUUGGGGACUUGUUAAUAGCAAGAAAACAUUCUUGUGGGUAAUUAGACCUGAUUUGGUUGUUGGUGACUCGGCAAUUCUUCCACCUGAUUUUGUGAAUGAGACUAAAGAAAGGGGUCUAUUGGCUAGUUGGUGUCCUCAAGAACAAGUCCUGAGUCACCCAUCAGUUGGAGGGUUCUUGACACACUGUGGAUGGAAUUCAACUCUUGAAAGUAUUUGCAGUGGAGUCCCUAUGUUGUGUUGGCCUUUUUUUGCAGAGCAACAGACAAACUGUUGGCUCUGUUGCAAAGAGUGGGGUAUAGGGAUGGAGAUAAACAGUGAUGUAAAGAGAGAGGAGGUUGAGAGCUUGAUUACAGAGUUGAUGGGUGGAGAGAAAGGGAAGGAGAUGAAGAGAAAAGUGAUGGAUUGGAAGAAGUUGGGUGAAGAGGCCACGGCUUCUUCUGUUGGACCAUCUUACUUGGAUUUUGAGAAACUGGUUAACUGUGUGCUUAAGUCUUCAAAGUAGUAAAAAAAGGAAUUGGAAGCAGUUUGCAAACAAUGCAUCAGAAAGGCUAGAGCUAACACGAAGUUCAGAAUUUCACCUCCCUCUCUCUGUCUAAAAACCUCCCUCCCUCUCUCUCUCUAAAAACCUCCACCCCCGGCCUUUUUGGCCGGCCGACUGCCGCCUUUGGCUAUGACGGUCGGCUGGCCCAGCUCUCUUUUGUGUUUGUGUGUUGGUUUUUGCUUUUAAUGAACUUGAUUCCCACAAUGUCUUUCCUCUUUGUUGUCCUUUUUUGUUUCUUUAGGGGGUGCUUGGGAUUGUUUUGUUUUGUUUCAUCAGGAGUUAUAUGUUUUAGACUUCACCAGUCAGGAGACCUUUUUUCUCUCUCUAAAAAGCUCCUUUCCAGGCCUCAUUUUGGACUGGUCGGCCGCCGCCAUAGCCAAAGGAUGUUCACAGGGGUGUUUCGGUGAACGUUAUGGAUGUUCAUUGGGUCGGCAAAGAGGAUGAUUCAGGGGUAUUUUUGUACUUUCCGAAUCUCUCUCGAUGCAUGUCGUCUUCCUGUACCUUUAAUUUCAUGUUUUUAAUAAAAAAUUUCUUUGCUGAUCAAAAA
Molecule: messenger RNA, 2093 nt
Organism: Camellia sinensis
Lineage: Eukaryota; Viridiplantae; Streptophyta; Magnoliopsida; Ericales; Theaceae
Product: 7-deoxyloganetin glucosyltransferase
Molecular function (GO): quercetin 3-O-glucosyltransferase activity; quercetin 7-O-glucosyltransferase activity
Source: RefSeq, a predicted model, not a curated record